Messenger RNA from Alternaria atra, 2940 nucleotides. RefSeq lists its product as uncharacterized. Gene Ontology annotation, cellular component: intracellular anatomical structure; spliceosomal complex. The transcript has a single exon. Bases 1 to 2940 code for a protein of 979 amino acids. Gene Ontology annotation, molecular function: ATP binding; RNA binding. The record is from RefSeq and is a predicted model, not a curated record. Gene Ontology annotation, biological process: mRNA splicing, via spliceosome. Lineage: Eukaryota; Fungi; Ascomycota; Dothideomycetes; Pleosporales; Pleosporaceae.
AUGGAACGCGGACAUAGCCCGAAGCGGCGCAAGCUCGACCCCGAAGAGUACUCCAUCGCGCCCCGUCCAAAGUUCCGCAAGCCGAACCACGCUGCAUCUUCCCGAGCGCAUACACCCAAGUUGCAGGACAAUGGCGCAACCCCAUCGCAGAAGUCUUUCGAUGGGCCCGAGCCGCUGGUGGACGACUUUGAUUCCAUGGCGCUGGAUCGCGACUGGUAUGGCGGCGAGGAGAACGGGCACACGUUCGGAGACGACACUCACAACCCAUUCGGCGGCGCUGAGAGCACAUGGCUGGAUGCGCAACGCGAGGCUGCGCUGACCGAAAAGAAACAAAACAACCGAGCAAGCAUGCGGGCGCAACAGAAGCAGAAGGACGUAGACGCGUGGGAGACGAAUCGGAUGCUGCAGUCUGGAGUCGCCCAAAGAAGAACCUUUGACGAUGACUUCGACGACGAGGAAGAUGCCAUGCGUGUGCAUAUUCUUGUUCACGACCUCAAACCGCCCUUUCUCGACGGAAAGACUGUUUUCACCAAGCAGAUCGACCCUGUUCCUGCCGUACGCGACCCACAGAGCGAUAUGGCUGUCUUCAGUCGGCGUGGCAGUCGUGUUGUCAAGGAGAAAAGGCAGCAGAAAGAACGGGCUAAACAGACGCAAGAAGCCACCAGCGCCAAGGGAACUACAUUGGGAAACAUCAUGGGCGUCAAGGAGGAGGACACGGAUAGUGCUGCCCCAGGCCCCGAAGACGAGCAGAAACAGGGCGGCAGCAAGUUUGCUCAGCAUCUCAGCAAACAAGAAGGCGCAAGUGCUUUCAGUAAGAGCAAGACACUCAGAGAGCAGAGACAAUACCUUCCGGCCUUUGCAGUUCGAGAAGACCUCCUGCGCGUGAUUCGAGACAAUCAAGUCGUCAUCGUCGUCGGUCAGACGGGCUCUGGAAAGACGACCCAACUGACUCAGUUCCUUUUUGAGGAUGGCUAUGCCAAGCAAGGACUUAUUGGGUGUACACAACCUCGUCGUGUUGCAGCUAUGAGUGUUGCAAAACGCGUGAGUGAAGAGAUGGAGGUGAAGCUGGGUGGUCAGGUUGGAUAUGCCAUCCGUUUCGAGGACUGCACUAGCAAGGAAACUAAGAUCAAAUACAUGACUGAUGGUGUGUUGCUCCGAGAGUCGUUGGUAGAACCAGACCUGGACAAAUACUCCUGCAUCAUCAUGGACGAGGCCCACGAGAGAGCUUUGAACACCGAUGUGCUCAUGGGUCUCCUCAAGAAGGUGCUGGCACGGAGACGAGAUCUGAAAUUGAUUGUCACAUCAGCCACCAUGAACUCAGAACGAUUCUCACGCUUCUACGGAGGAGCCCCAGAGUUCAUAAUUCCAGGGCGAACGUUCCCUGUUGACAUCCAAUACUCGCGAUCGCCAUGCGAGGACUAUGUCGACAGUGCAGUCAAACAGGUCCUCGCUAUACAUGUCUCCCAAGGACCUGGCGACAUUCUAGUCUUCAUGACAGGUCAGGAGGAUAUUGAAAUCACAUGUGAGCUUGUAGCCGAAAGGCUUAAACUUCUCAACGACCCGCCAAAACUCAGUAUUCUUCCCAUUUAUAGUCAGAUGCCUGCCGACCUGCAAGCAAAGAUCUUCGACAGAGCAGCACCAGGCGUACGCAAGGUCAUCGUGGCCACCAACAUUGCAGAAACUAGUUUGACAGUGGACGGCAUCAUGUAUGUGGUGGACGCUGGGUUUUCCAAGCUCAAAGUUUACAACCCGAAGAUGGGCAUGGACACACUUCAGAUUACACCUAUUUCGCAGGCUAACGCCUCCCAACGUGCUGGUCGUGCUGGCCGUACCGGACCAGGAAAGUGUUUCCAUCUAUACACAGAGCGAGCCUUCCGAGACGAAUUCUACAUCCAAACCAUUCCAGAAAUCCAGCGAACAAAUCUCGCCAACACAGUCCUCCUACUGAAAUCCCUCGGCGUCCGCGACUUACUCGACUUUGACUUCAUGGACCCGCCACCCCAAGACACCAUAACAACCUCUCUGUUCGACCUCUGGGCCCUCGGUGCCCUAGACAACAUCGGCAACCUCACCGAUCUCGGCCGCACCAUGACGGCUUUCCCCAUGGACCCUUCCCUCGCCAAACUCAUCAUCACGGCCACGGAAUACGAAUGCAGCGAAGAAAUGCUCACUAUCGUCGCCAUGCUCUCCGUCCCCUCCGUUUUCUACCGACCCAAAGAACGCCAGGAAGAAUCAGACGCCGCGCGCGAAAAGUUCUUCGUUCCGGAAUCUGAUCACCUUACCCUGCUCCACGUCUAUACGCAGUGGAAAGUCAACGGCUACUCCGAUGGCUGGUGUGUCCGCCAUUUCUUGCAUCCAAAAGCGCUUCGUCGUGCGAAAGAAAUCCGCGACCAAAUCUACGACAUCAUGUCCAAGCAGAAGAUGAAGCUCGUCUCCUGCGGUACCGACUGGGACGUGAUCCGUAAAUGCAUUUGCUCGGGCUACUACCACCAAGCUGCCAAGGUCAAGGGUAUAGGCGAGUACAUCAACCUCCGUACUAGCGUUACCAUCCAACUCCAUCCUACUUCUGCGCUCUACGGUUUAGGCUACUUGCCCGAUUACGUCGUGUACCAUGAACUUAUUCUUACGAGCAAAGAGUACAUGUCGUGUGUUACUUCUGUGGAUCCACACUGGUUGGCGGAUCUGGGCGCUGUGUUUUACAGUAUCAAGGAGAAGGGGUACUCUGCGAGAGAUAAGCGUAUUAUGGAAACCGAGUUCAACAGAAAGGCUGAGUUGGAGGCGCAGAUGGCCGUUGACAAGGCGAAUGAGGAUCGAAGGAUUGCUGAGGAGGAGAAUGGACCUGUGGUUAAGAAAGCAGGCGUGGUGAAGAAGAAGGAUGCGGAUGUCGAUGGGGUGGUUAAAAGACCGGUCAUUGGGAAGUCAAAGUUUAGACGGAGGUGA